AAAAAAACCAAACAGCAACAUUUUGCCUUGAACACACCCGUGAGCCACAACAUCAAUAUAUAUAUAUAGUCUAGAAACAAGAAAAAAAAACAUGGCCCGAGUUUUAUUUCUUGUUCACCUGACCCAAAUGACCGCUCAAGCCUUCUUGUGCGCAUACAUAUCCUUACAUGUGAGAUUUUAUAUUGAUUUACAUUUCGUCUGCAUUUAUUAUUACUCACUUUCUCCGCAAAAAAACAACAAAUUGCGCAGACAGAAAAAUGCAUCAUAUUGCAUCUUUUUCUUACAUGCAACCAAAGAAAAAAAAUGAGCCCCAUGUUUUUUUUUAUUAUAUUCGUCGUACAGAUCCUACCAAAAGACCUAUCUUAAACAUUGAUAAAGAAAAAAAAAAGGCGCACCCGUACACCAUUACAGCACGUGAUAUCGUUUAUCUUCUUGAUU
This is a messenger RNA of Mucor mucedo, 438 nucleotides long. RefSeq lists its product as uncharacterized. Bases 92 to 307 code for a protein of 71 amino acids. The record is from RefSeq and is a predicted model, not a curated record. The transcript has a single exon. Lineage: Eukaryota; Fungi; Mucoromycota; Mucoromycetes; Mucorales; Mucoraceae.